AUGACUAUGAAUAAUAAUGAUGCAGAACGCAAAAAUAUUAAAAAACAACGAACAGAUGAACAAGUACCAACACCAUUAUUUACUCGCAAUAAUAUUAUGGAUUGUAUUGAUGAAUUAUUAAUUUCAACAGGAAAACGUUCACUUAAACGAAAACAUCAUCGUGAACAUCGUUCAACAUUAUCAUCUAUGAACACUGGUCAUAUAAAUAAAAAAGAAAUGAAACGAUCAAAUACAAUACAAAUUCCACCAAAUACAACUUAUGAUCGAUCAAAUCCUGAAGAUAUUCUUCGUUAUUUUGCACCAAUGAAAUUAAAAAUUGCUGCUCUUUAUGAUAAUCUUCAAUUAGCUACAUCUAAUGGUGAUUUACGUGAUGUAUUAAAAAUUGAAGAAAAAAUUAAAUUACUUCAUCCAUUUUCUGCACGAUUUAUUGCUGAUGAAAAUACACCUGAUGGUACAUCAAUGAAACCAGGACAAAUAUUUCGUAAAGGUUGGGUACUUCUUAAUGAUGGUUCAAUGCCAUGGGAUAGUAAUGAUAUUCAAUUAAUUAAUUUAAAUAAUGGUAUUCAAGUUCUUCAACAACCAGUUGUUCCAAUAACAGCACCACAUGCACGAGCUGUUAUUAGUGUUGAUUAUAUGUGUCCAAAUGAACCAGGUACAUAUGAAAGUAAAUGGAUUCUUGCUUAUCAUCAACAAUCAUUUGGUCCAAUGAUAUGGUGUACAAUUGAAGUUAGUCAAUGGUCUAUAAUUGAAAAUGAAAUUCAAUCAAUAACUAGUGCAAGUUCAUUGAAUGAAUUAGAUUAUGUUGAAGUACCAUUACCGGAUUGUUUUGAUUUAUCAAAACCAUAUCAACCAGGAAUGAAAACAUCAAGUAACAGUUCACUUCAUUCAAGUUCUAUUUUACACCGUAAUGAUUCAGCAGAAUUAUUAUCAACCUAUUUCAACACAGUUGAUAUUGAUGAUCUUCAAAGUUCAUAUCAGAGUGACACUGAUAGUCUCUCUGCUUUUAUGUAUUUACCACCAAUUGUACCAGAAGCAAGUGAAACACAUCUUACACCAGAUUCAUCUUUAGAAAAUUCAAUAAAAUCAAUUGAAUUAGCAUCACCACCAACAGAAAAUCGACCAGUAACACCACCGGUAGUUCCUAAUAAUAAGAAUAAUGAAGAAAAUCAAUCAACACGAAUAGGUCAACCAUUGGAUUUUGUUGAUACGGUAGUUACAAAUAUUUUUACCGUUGCCAAACAAGCAGGUUCAACAGCAAAAGCUAUUUUUCAUACAUUACAAGCAUAUGAUGAACCAAUUGCACCAAUAAUUCCGCCUGUUCAAGAACAAGAAAAACCAACAUUGAUCAAUACAUACAAUGCAAAUGAAACCAAUACAUAUGGUUUUUCGGGACGUCUUACUGAUACUUCAGUACGUAGUAAUUCAAUGUCUUCAUCUGAUCCAAUGAAAACAUUAAUUGAAAUGGGUUUUGCUAAUCGGGCUAAAAAUCAACGUUUACUUAAAGAACAUGCUAAUGAUUUAGCUAAAGUUAUCGAAUUGUUAACUCUCGAUAGCAAUGAUUCGGAUUGGUUUAAUCAUCGUCAUUAG
Messenger RNA from Rotaria sp. Silwood2, 1587 nucleotides. The record is from the annotation of a GenBank genome assembly. Lineage: Eukaryota; Metazoa; Rotifera; Eurotatoria; Philodinida; Philodinidae.